Molecule: messenger RNA, 5423 nt
Organism: Diachasmimorpha longicaudata
Lineage: Eukaryota; Metazoa; Arthropoda; Insecta; Hymenoptera; Braconidae
Gene: PAPLA1
Product: phospholipase DDHD2
Exons: 7
Coding region: 225-3866 (1213 amino acids)
Cellular component (GO): cytoplasm; COPII-coated ER to Golgi transport vesicle
Molecular function (GO): metal ion binding; glycerophospholipase activity
Source: RefSeq, a predicted model, not a curated record
AGUUUUUUCUGCCCAUAUGGUCAUCUGUGUGUUCGAUACCAUCUCACGUGCUUACGUGGAAGAUUUGAUAGGUUUUGAUUAAUCCCCAAAUAUUGACGGGUCAAAAUAAUCGUGAAAAGGAGUAAAUGGAUCACCUCGUGUAACAGUGAACAAUUGCGAGUUGGCUUUAUCAGUUGUAUGUGCUCCGUAAUGCUGUGGAUAUUGUACUCAUUGUCAAGUACAAUAUGGGUGAUCAAUCGCGAAAAAUUAAAAAUCCACUCUUGACUGCUGGUCAAGGAUUCUCCUUUGAUGAUUUUGGAGGAAGCAAUUUACUGAUGCCCGUCACUCCAGCUGUUAUCAGUGAACCGGUUCGUCAUGAGUUGCAUGAUAAUCCCCUCGAAGGUGAACAGUCCACCUCACCUCCAGCGGUUCUGCAGCCCUCGCUAGUGGAGCCAAAUAUUCCACCUCCGAUAACCGAAAUCCCCUUACCCUCGUAUGACCCAAAAGAGCCUCCCACCGACUCCUACCAACGCUCCAGCUACUUCACGUCAAUCCUCUCAUCUCUUCCAAAUCUCUCUCUCACAUCCCUAACAGGACAACAGGCCCCACCAGCUAGUGCAGUCCCAAAUGAUUCAAUAGAAGAGAGGCUGUCUCUAAAUAACUCAUCACACUUUCCACCGCAGGAGUACCAUCAUCCUCCACCACCAGAGAAUUUCAGCGAUCAAUCUCAUCCACCGUCACUACAGCAACCACUCCAACCUCCACCCUCUGCCCUCCCCUGCCCACCCCAAGCAGUUGGUUUAGUAUCGUAUCGUCUUGGUAACCAGCGACGUCUUAAAUACGCCCCACCCCCGGAUUUAACAUCAAGCACAGCAAAAUCGUUGACACCACCAUCUCUAGGUAUUCAAAAUCCCCCAAUUGUACCACCUCAUUCUGAAUUCUUCACGCCGGGAUUUGUAACUCCCCAAGUUGAUGAGAAUCUCUCAUUUCCUCCGGCGGUGGUACAGCCCCCUAAUAAUCCAUCAAUCUCAACGAUAUCUGGACCCCAAGAAAUUCCAACAAGUAGUGCAUUGAGAGAACCUGUGACACCACACAAUACACCAGCGAAUUACUUCACACCUGCCUCGACAUUCGACACGACUUACCAGCCCCAUCAGCAAACAAUAAGCGAUUUAUCACGGUCUUCACCAACAAAUCCGCCAACAGUACCUACUAAUGAUACUUCACCGAAUCCAUCAGCAAUCACUGAUGAUCUAGCGGAAAUAGAUCUCUCCCGAAGAUCCUCACCACCAGAUAUUUUUCACCGAGAGUCCACUCCCCUCGAGAGUCAAUCACAGCCCCUGAAUGCUGAUUAUCCAUCCGUCGCGCCAGCAAAUAACUUGUUCACGAGUAAUUUUCCACACUUUAAAAGUGAGCCAAGUACAAGUGCAUUCUUCGAUACGAAUACUGUAUCAUCUUUAAAAUCCAGCCAAUCAGUUCAACCACCGUCCCAGAUAUCGUUUUACAAUCCUGUUGAGUUUGAUGCUAAUUCAAGAGCACAUAAUUUAUCUCGUCAAUGUGAAAUUAACACGCAAAGUGCAAUUAGUGAUGGAUUCAUUUCAUCAUCUGCUGAUACUGCCAACUGGUCAACGCCUCGGGCAACUUUAAUAACGAGUGAAAUGCCCGAACCAAUGGGCACAGCAACACUUAAUACCAUACAAACAUCGAUAAAUUCGUCGAUAGUACGUGGUCACCAGAACGAUACAAUUCCACCGAGUCUUCACAAUUUGGCAUCUGGUAGUGAUAAAAAAAUGGUGUACAGGCCAGUUUAUCAUCACUGGUUUUAUCGUAAAAAUAUUGAGAAUAAAGUACUGUGGAAUCCAUUCUCAAUGCAGGAUAGUUUGAAUUUAGAGGAAGUACAUAAUUCCACUGAUAUCACACCAGAGACAACAGUUGCCACUGAUGGGGGUCGUUAUGAUGUUGAAAUACUUAAACGUCAGAGAGUACCUGUUUACUGGUCUGGUGAGCCAACUGAGGUCAGGAGGGCCUCGUGGUUUUACAAGGGCCCUGGAGAAUCGAGAUAUACACCGUAUGAAGAGAGCACUGCUGCCAGACUUGAGAAGGAGUACAAACACGCGUGCAAUAGUGAUCAUUGGAAUAGGAGGGUGGAACUCAAUAAUGGAGAGUACAUUGUUUUUCACAGUGCUACCAUUCAAAUUCAUUAUCUUCAAGCUAGCUCACCUGAGCUCGUUGCAUCGUGGGGCAAUAGCACUGAUUCAGAGAGCAAUAUGUAUUUGCAGGGUACCUCGAGCCGUCCUAAAGUUGUAAAACGUGGAGUAGAUGAAUUUCACAUUGAGGAAGGUGAACCCGAAAAAAUAGAUCACCUCCUAUUCCUCGUCCACGGGAUUGGAAGUGUUUGUGACUUGAAAUUCCGAAGUGUCGAGGAAGUUGUUGACGAGUUUCGAAGUAUUUCUCUUCAGCUCAUCCAAUCACACUAUCGAACAGCCAGUACUCAUGGGAUUGUAAAUAGGAUUGAAGUACUGCCAGUAUCGUGGCACGCAACAUUGCACUCCGAGGACACAGGAAUCGAUAAGAAGUUAAAAGCCAUAACAUUGGAGAGCAUACCAAAAUUACGACACUUCACUAAUGACACAUUAUUGGAUGUACUCUUUUACACGAGUCCAGUUUUCUGUCAAACAAUAAUGCAGACUGUUGGUAAUGAGUUGAACAGGCUAAAUGCGUUAUUCCGUGAUAGAAAUCCCGAUUUCACUGGAAAUGUUUGUGUGGGAGGUCACUCACUGGGUAGUUUGAUACUUUUCGAUCUGCUCUGCCAUCAGAAGGCACCAAUGGACGAGAGUAAACUCGAUACAGAUGCAACAAUCAACGAGGAGGAUGAAAAUUCAGAAGUGGAGACAGAUAAUGGUCCCAAUUUGUCCCUGAAACCGAUGCCCAAAUCGAUAGUCAAGCGUCGUCUGAGCAGAAAAAUGAGUUAUGUCAUGGGUGCUGCAGGCACUGGCCAACCAUUUAUCGUAUAUCCACAUUUGGAUUUCUUCCCCAAGGCGUUUUUCGCUCUUGGCAGCCCAAUUGGAAUGUUUGUCACUGUACGUGGUAUCGAUAAGCUCGGUGAAAACUUCAAACUACCCACUUGUCCUGCUUUCUUCAAUAUCUUUCAUCCAUUCGAUCCCGUUGCAUACAGAAUGGAAGCACUCAUCAAUCCUGAGGCUUACAAGUACAGACCAAUGCUCAUUCCUCAUCAUAAAGGAAGGAAACGAAUGCAUUUAGAACUGAAAGAAACAAUGGCUAGAGUGGGCGCUGAUCUGAAGCAGAAGCUCUUAGAUUCAGUAAGAAGCACCUGGAAUUCAGUUUACCAACUGGCAAUGUUCCAUCGUCAGGACAAUCAUGUACUUGAACAAGAAAUCGAUAAAGUUGUAGAGGAGCAGCUGCAAAAGUCAACCAAUAACAAUCAUAAUAUCCAUAAUGAACAAGAUGAAGACAGGGAGAAUGAGAGAGGAGUGAAUUUGAAAGUUGGACAACUCAAUGGUGGUAGACGUAUUGAUUACGUUCUCCAGGAGGCGCCUUUUGAGUACAUAAAUGAGUACAUUUUCGCCAUGACCAGCCAUGUGGGUUACUGGGAAUCGGAGGAUACGAUGCUGCUGAUAUUGAAGGAGAUGUACGGUGCCACGGGAAUACAGGCGGAUGCACAAUUACCUCCACAAACUAUGACUAUUGAACGCCCUUCACCGAACAUUUCGACUUUCUCUAGUCCUGGACCUUCAGCGCCUCUCAAAAGCUUCAAUUUUCCAAAUACUGGGGGAGGACCUGCAACGAUAGGAGUUGAUCCUACGGCACCCAUAAGUAAUAGACCCGUGGGACCGCCGCCCAUGUCUGGAUUCAUACGAAAAUCAUAAUGUGAUACUAAUGUUACUAAUAUUAAUUUUUGGAAACAACGAAAUGAUUGGUGAGAAGAGUAACCACGAUUGGGAAAAGAGAACACUUUUGACGUCAUUUUUUUAUAACGUUAAUGACUCAUUGAAUUUUCGCUGAAAUGGGAUGAUUUUGGUUUUUGCGGAAUGUGUAGUCUCUCCUUUUGUUUUGAACCUACCUUGACUUCAGUAGAUGAGGCGGUUUCUAAGCCAGGGAUAUUGAAGGAAAACUUAAGUCUCCAUUUUGCCACAGCUUCUCACCCAUCAGUGAUGAGUAUUUCUUGCAAAUACUUAUUCAAGACGUGGUGAUGAUGUUUCUGAGUAGAAGUUGUCGGGUUUAAUGAGUAAAGAAUAUUUUUAUCUAUUGGAGGAUGUUGGAGACCUUUUUUGUAGUUAAUGAAAUUUUGAAUGAAAAAGCUCUUGACAUUUUUUGAUAAUUUGUAGUGAAAGAAAACAAUAACACGCUGAAUAUUAUAUUUUUGUCAAUCUACAUUUUCUCUUUGACUACUGAGUAUCAGGAAAAUUUAGGUGAUAAUUAGAGAAAGACGCCGAUUAAUUUGAAAAAGUCUGGGGAUGUGCUGGGCACUCACUCAGUAUGGCGUACGCUUAUUACAAAGGGAUGAAAUGUUAUUUUGCUUUUUAAUGCACAGAAAAAAAUUCUCUCCAUUCACAAAUAAUUCAAUGAGUUAUCACUAUCAGAAGCAAAUUCAAAAGUAUUUAAUGUCUCUACUUUUCUUCAAUGCGUGGCAAGAAUGUUACUGACGAGUGAAAUUAUAAUUCUCACCUAUAGCUCGGACAGAAAACCUCACAAAAUAGGAUUUCAAUUCUCCAUUCAUAUCGAUUUAUUACCCCUGGUCACAUGUUAAUUUUGUCACAGCACUUCUCCAAAGUCGUUUUAAAACAAAUCGAAUCCAGAUUUUCAUUUCAAUUAUUGAGUGAGUAGUUAUCAAAAGUUAAUGUACUGUGCAUCCUUUCUUCAGAGAAGACAAACCAUCAAUGAAAGAGAUCUGCUAUUAUAUUAUUCGAUUUAGUAUCGAAGCGGUAAAACGAUUCAUGUGCAAUUUGUUGUCAUCGGAUUUCGUGAGAAGUGCCUCCGUAUCUCAGGGAGAGAUCCAAGUUUUUGUAAUGCUUUUUCAUAGCUCUCCAUGAAUUCUUAAAACGGUUGUGACAACAAAAUUCGCCAUUCAUGUCAAAUUUGGAGAUAUCGUUGUACCGUUUUCCUACUGAGAUGCCCAUUCAUAUAAAAAAUACGAUAUUUCUGGAGAAAAUGUUGAUAUAUUUGUUUAGCUAAACAUUUUCACAGACAAUCAGCACCUCAAUAUUUUAUUAAUCAAUCAAAUCAACUCUGAAAUUGAUUAGAAAUCACUUAUCACUAUUUUUUCCUUCGCUCUUUAGAAAUCAAUCGACCAUUACAAUAGCAAUGGAAGUAGAAGGGGAGAGAUUCCAGAUGAAGAAAAAUUAUUUGUAUAUUAUGUAAAAUAUAAUGUCAUUGUUUUAAUUUGGGAAGUAUGAAAAAAAAACGUAUCAUUUAUUUUACCAUCA